Eruca vesicaria subsp. sativa (arugula) is the source of this 303-nucleotide messenger RNA. The record is from the annotation of a GenBank genome assembly. NCBI's taxonomy places the organism in Eukaryota, Viridiplantae, Streptophyta, Magnoliopsida, Brassicales, Brassicaceae.
AUGAACAUCGUCAAAGAUGAUCAUCGCUGUCUGAGUUUUCUCGAUGUCAUUGUAUUGGUGUGCGUGUUCUCUACAAGCUCAGGGCUUCCCAUCCAACGAGCAUUGAGACUUGAGAGUAUGUCGUUUUGCUAUCCAUCAUCACCAAGAAAACUGGCGAUGACAGUUGCUUUCUUUGCCUCAGGGGCAGCUCUUUUCGCCGUGGGGAUGCAUCUGUCUUAUCUCAACGUUGCUCCUCAGCAAGCUCGUACUAAAGCACGUAAUGAUUUUGUCAAAGAACGCCUCAGGCAGAAACAAGGCAAGUGA